GAACCCCUCAGGGACCCCCAUACACAUCCAGCCCGCGCUGAGUGAUGACGUAGCGGGGAGCUGCAGUCACCUGACACCAGGCGCUAGUUAACCCCUGCGCUCCUGGUGGUCACUUGUGUAUACCAAGGUGGCGAUUCAGUUCAUGCCGGGAUCACUGAUGGGCGCAGUAGUUGAUGUGAUUACUUGGGCACUGUGGUGAGGAAGCAUCAGUGCUAUGCCAACGUAGUCACAGGACAGCUGCACCAUGAAGUUCAAAUCCAACGUCUGCCUGUCUGCCGCCCUGGUCAGCCUGGCCCUGUGUGUGCUGCUGUGGAGGGAUGGAAGAUAUAAGGCCCGGGCAAAAUCAGUCUUUAAUUUCCUAAGACCAGCGUCACGACAGCUCUACAAACUGGAUGCCGGCUGGCCGAGAAGCCCUGGGGGAAUUACAGGAGUGCCCUAUGACGUCGCUGUGGAUCACCUGAACUCACUGGUUUAUGUCGCUCAGAGAGGGGAUAAUGUGUCCAAAGUGCUGGUCUUUACAGAGGACGGAUACUUCAAGACCGCCUGGAAAACACACACACUUGAGAUGCCUCAUGGUAUAUUUGCAGUGACUGAUGAGAAAAACGUAAAGUCCAUCUGGAUAACGGACGUGGGGCAAGGACCUUAUGGACACACGGUAAAACAGUACUCUCCAUCUGGAGUGCUCCUUAAAACCCUGGGGACACCAGGUAUAGCCGGCUCUCGUCUGAGUCCCCUCCAGUUCGAUCAGCCUGCAGACAUCUUCAUUAAGGAGGAAGAUGAAAUCUAUAUUGUGGAUGGAGAUGGAGGGAUGAACAACAGGCUUCUCAAGCUGACGGAUGACUUCAGCUUGCAGUGGACUCUGGGAGGCAAUGGAACGAAACCUUCCCAAUUUUACAUACCUCACAGCGUGGCCAUGGAUGACGUUGGUCGUAUCUGGGUGGCAGAUCGUGGGAAUAAAAGGAUCCAGGUGUUUGAUGCUAUGACCGCAGAAUGGAUUGGAACCUGGGACAGCUGUUUCACAGAAGAUGGCCCUUAUUCAGUCAGGUUUACAUCGGACAAGAAGUAUGUUGUCGUGGCCCAGCUGAACAUAAGCAGACUGCUUUUCUUGGCUGUACCUCCAGUCGGGGCAAUUGGAGACUGCAAUGUUGUCAACACCAUCCAGAUGGCUGAUGGGGUCCGACCUCACCUUGUAGAUGUCAAUGUUGAAACCGGUUCCAUAUAUGUUGCAGAACUUGGUGCUGAACAAGUUCAAAAAUAUGUGCCCCUUUAAGAAAAAGAGCUAUAACUGAGAAGUAACACUAGAACUCUCUAGGAUGACGUCUUGAAUCCUGCAACUGCUGGUGCCAUUCACUGUAGCUUCUUCUAUUUCCUUCACUUUUGUUGAGAAGUCUUUAUGAUUGUGACCUUUUAAGUGUAAGUGUGUUUAUGUCAUAUCCUAUGUAAAUGUUCCGUUUCCCUUAUAUUGAGGGAACGCUCUAUGAAUUCUUUCAAUCUCAUUUGAAGUGGUUGUCCACUCUUUUGCAUAUGAUGGCCCAUCCUCAGGAUAGACCAUCAAUAUCUGAUCAUGGGGGUCCAGCACCCAGUACCCCACCAUUCAGCUGUUCUGGAGUUUCACGGGCGCUGGAACAACCGCUCAAUCCGUUGUGCAGUGGACAGAGCUGAUAACGGCAGUGCUGCUCCUUUAUUCUAGACGGCAUCCACAGGCCAUGCAUUAAUCUAUUGCUCCUCAGCAUCAUUUCUAAACCUCUUC
This is a messenger RNA of Bufo bufo (common toad), 1750 nucleotides long. It is a transcript of the gene NHLRC3, whose product is annotated as NHL repeat containing 3. Lineage: Eukaryota; Metazoa; Chordata; Amphibia; Anura; Bufonidae. The coding region runs from base 245 to 1270 and encodes 341 amino acids. Gene Ontology annotation, molecular function: translation repressor activity; ubiquitin protein ligase activity; protein binding. The transcript has 8 exons. Gene Ontology annotation, biological process: protein polyubiquitination; proteasome-mediated ubiquitin-dependent protein catabolic process; negative regulation of translation. The record is from RefSeq and is a predicted model, not a curated record.